AUGACUGAGAAAGGACAAACAGGUGCGAAUUGUAAUCUUGAAAACACCAACAGGAUUGCCAAUGAAGUUGGAAAGAGUAGAGAGGAAGAAAAAGGGAAUAGUCAUAUUGGACACGCCAAAUAUUUCCAGAACGCUAUAGACCGCUAUGAACGAGACCUCAAAAUAUCAAGAAAAGUGGGAGACAGGGCAAGAGAACGAAGAGCGUAUUGUAAUCUUGGCAACGCCUAUCACAGUCUUGGACAUUUCAAGAGAGCCAUAGAGUACCAUGAACGAUACCUCAAAAUUUCGAAAGAAGUGGGAUACAGGGCAGGAGAAGGAAAAGCGUACUGUAAUCUUGGCAACACCUUUAGAAAUCUUGGAGAUUUUCAGAAAGCCAUAGAGUACCAUGAACGAUACCUCAAAAUUUCGAAAGAAGUGGGAGACAGGACAGGAGAAGGAAAAGCGUACGGUAAUCUUGGAAUCGCCUUUAGCAAUCUUGGAGAUUUCCAGAAAGCCAUAGAGUACCAUGAACGACACCUCAAAAUUUCGAAAGAAGUGGGAGACAGGGCAGGAGAAGGAAGAGCGUUCUGUAAUCUUGGCAACGCCUUUCAAAAUCUUGGAGAUUUUCAGAAAGCCAAAGAUUACCAUGAACUAAAACUCAAAAUUUCGAGAGAAGUGGGACACAGGGCAGGAGAAGGAACAGCGUACUGUAAUCUUGGCAACGCCUAUCACAGUCUUGGAGAUUUCCAGAGAGCCAUAGAGUACCAUGAACGAUACCUCAAAAUUUCGAAAGAAGUGGGACACAGGGCAGGAGAAGGAAAAGCGUACGGUAAUCUUGGCAUCGCCUUUAGCAAUCUUGGAGAUUUCCAGAAAGCCAUAGAGUAUCAUGAACGAUACCUCAAUAUUUCGAAAAAAGUGGGAGACAGGGCAGGAGAAGGAACAGCGUACUGUAAUCUUGGCAACGCCUAUCACAGUCUUGGAGAUUUCCAGAGAGCCAUAGAGUACCAUGAACGAUACCUCAAAAUUUCGAAAGAAGUGGGACAAAGGGUAGGAGAAGGAAGAGCGUACGGUGGUCUUGGCAACGACUUUCAAAAUCUUGGAGAUUUUCAGAAAGCCAUAGAGUACCAUGAACAAGAGCUGGAAAUUUCGAAAGAAGUGGGAGACAGGGCUGGAGAAGGAAGAGCGUACUGUAAUCUUGGCAACGCCUUUCAAAAUCUUGGAGAUUUUCAGAAAGCCAAAGAGUACCAUGAACAAAAACUCAAAAUUUCAAAAGAAGUGGGAGACAGGGCAGGAGAAGGAAAAGCGUAAGGUGGUCUUGGCAACGCCUUUCAAAAUCUUGGAUAUUUUUAGGAGGCCAUAGAGUACCAUGAACAAGACCUCAAAAUUUCAAAAGAAGUGGGAGACAGGGCAGGAGAAAAAUCAGAGUACGGUAGUCUUGGCAACGCCUAUGACAGUCUUGGAGAUUUCCAGAAAGCCUUAGAGUACCAUGAACGACACCUGAAAAUUUCGAAAGAAGUGGGAGACAGGGCAGGAGAAGGAAGAUCGUACGGUUGUCUUGGCAACGCCUUUCACAAUCUUGGAGAUUUCCAGAAAGCCAUAGAGUAUCAUGAACGAUACCUCAAUAUUUCGAAAAAAGUGGGAGACAGGGCAGGAGAAGGAACAGCGUACUGUAAUCUUGGCAACGCCUAUCACAGUCUUGGAGAUUUCCAGAGAGCCAUAGAGUACCAUGAACGAUACCUCAAAAUUUCGAAAGAAGUGGGACAAAGGGUAGGAGAAGGAAGAGCGUACGGUGGUCUUGGCAACGACUUUCAAAAUCUUGGAGAUUUUCAGAAAGCCAUAGAGUACCAUGAACAAGAGCUGGAAAUUUCGAAAGAAGUGGGAGACAGGGCUGGAGAAGGAAGAGCGUACUGUAAUCUUGGCAACGCCUUUCAAAAUCUUGGAGAUUUUCAGAAAGCCAAAGAGUACCAUGAACAAAAACUCAAAAUUUCAAAAGAAGUGGGAGACAGGGCAGGAGAAGGAAAAGCGUAAGGUGGUCUUGGCAACGCCUUUCAAAAUCUUGGAUAUUUUUAGGAGGCCAUAGAGUACCAUGAACAAGACCUCAAAAUUUCAAAAGAAGUGGGAGACAGGGCAGGAGAAAAAUCAGAGUACGGUAGUCUUGGCAACGCCUAUGACAGUCUUGGAGAUUUCCAGAAAGCCUUAGAGUACCAUGAACGACACCUGAAAAUUUCGAAAGAAGUGGGAGACAGGGCAGGAGAAGGAAGAUCGUACGGUUGUCUUGGCAACGCCUUUCACAAUCUUGGAGAUUUCCAGAAAGCCAUAGAGUAUCAUGAACGAUACCUCAAUAUUUCGAAAAAAGUGGGAGACAGGGCAGGAGAAGGAAGAGCGUACGGUAAUCUUGGUUACGCCUAUUACAGUCUUGGCGAUUUCCAGAAGGCCUUAGAGUUUUAUAAGAAGAGUGUUACAGCUUUCGACCACAUCAGGGGAAAUCUCAUAUCUAAUGACGAAUGGAAGAUAAGCCUUGCGAAUACAUAUGAUCAUAUUAAUUUGAGUCUAUGGGGGCUGCAGUUUAAGGAAGGUAAAGUCAUCGAGGCACUUUUAACUGCUGAUCAUGGACGUGCACAGGCUCUAAACGAUCUUCUGCAGUUCAAGUAUGGCCUUAAAGGGCUACGCUCAGAAAUAGGAACACUUUCUGCAAGACCAAGUGACUUUCCUGGCUACCUACCUUCAAAUACAGCUUUUAUAGCUAUCAACGAAGGAGGAAUAGUUCUCUGGGUGAGCGAGAAAGGAAAAGAAAUCAAAACUAGAAGAAGCCAGAUUGUUAUCCUUGCUACAAAUUAUUUUCAGUCUCUUUUGGAAACUAUACAUAAAGAAAUAGGUGUGAGAGCUGAUGUUAUUUGUGAAGAUCGCUCGUUAAGGAACCCAAACGAUAAAAAGUUAGCAGAAGAAAGAUCCAUUAAGGCAAAGUGUCAUCCUUCAUGUUUUGAGACAAAAUCAUUACAAACAUUUUACAGUGCUGUUAUAGACCCUAUAAGAGACUUACUCCAGGGCGAUGAGGUUGUUGUCGUUCCAGAAGGACCUUUGUAUUUGGCGCCUUAUGCUGCUUUAAUGCACUUGAAAUCAAAGUACCUAUGUGAAACUUUCAGAAUUCGUCUGCUUCCCUCACUUUCUAGUCUUCGAUUAAUCCAAAAUAGUCCAGCAGAUUGGCACAUGAAGACUGGCGCUCUUCUUGUUGGCGAUCCGUGUUUACAGGAAGUAGUUUAUGAAGGAAUGACGCUAGAGCAGUUACAGUGGGCUAAAAAAGAAGUGCAGAUGAUUGGGGAAAUACUUCAAACUGUACCUCUCAUUGGAAAACAGGCAACAAAAGAUGAAGUUUUGAGACGUAUCUCCUCGGUUGCUUUGGUGCACAUUGCUGCUCACGGUAAAAUGGAAACAGGAGAAAUUGCCUUGGCCCCUAACACAACACGUUCGUCAUCAGGAAAUCCAGCCAGAGAAGACUAUCUCUUAACUAUGAAAGAUGUUUUAAAGGCGCAGAUCAGGGCAAGACUUGUUGUACUUAGUUGUUGUCAUAGUGCUCGGGGAGAAGUCAAAUCUGAGGGUGUGGUCGGCAUCGUACGGACCUUUUUGGGGGCUGGUGCUCGUUCUGUUCUGGUGUCCCUGUGGGCGAUCGACGACGAAGCUACUAUGGAGUUCAUGAAAGUUUUCUACCAACACUUAGUCCAUGGACAAAGUGCCAGUGAGGCCCUGAAUAAAGCCAUGAAUUCGAUGAGAGAAUCUGACCGCUUUAACGCAGUCAAGUACUGGGCGCCGUUUGUUCUCAUUGGUGAUGACGCUACUCUUGAGUUUGAUGCAUCCAUUAAAUAG
Porites evermanni is the source of this 3840-nucleotide messenger RNA. The record is from the annotation of a GenBank genome assembly. NCBI's taxonomy places the organism in Eukaryota, Metazoa, Cnidaria, Anthozoa, Scleractinia, Poritidae.